Messenger RNA from Prorocentrum cordatum, 4912 nucleotides. Lineage: Eukaryota; Dinophyceae; Prorocentrales; Prorocentraceae. The record is from the annotation of a GenBank genome assembly.
ACCGAUCUUCCGUGCCUAUGCCAGCGCGUGCGAGCCAGCCCUGAUGGACCUCAUGGAGAACGCAGAACACUCGGACGAACCUGUGCUGAACGCCGCGCUGCCAGAUGAGCGCGUGCGACUCAGCAGCCAGCUCUACUAUGCGCGAGUCAUGCUGAACAGAGGCCUCUUGCUCGACCGCAGAGUCAGUGCUGGAGUGAACGAGGGGCUGGAGGCUUGGAGGACACUUGUCGUGUUUCAUAAGCCUCAGAGUCGGACCCGGGCAGCAGGAUUGUUACAAGAGCUGCUCUCGUGGGAUUUCGAAGGUGAUGUCCCGUCGAAGCCGAUCUCGUUCGACAGGAACGUGAAGCGCUACGAGCAAGCUGUCAGCACCGGGUUCCCCGACGAGAUCAAGAUAGGCAUCCUGGUCCGAUCGCUCAAGGAAGGCCCGCUACGGCACCACCUGCUGCUCAACAGCCAGCGCCUCGACGCGCGGGAGCUGGUGAAGACGGAGGUGGAGAACCUCUGGCGGGCCCAGAUCGCGACGACGGCGAGCGCGGGCACAGGUGUAGCACCGAUGGACCUCGACUCACUUGCGAAGCAGCUGGCAGCUCUCGGCAUCGAGGGUGGCAAGAAUGGCAAGACCGGCACCGGCAAGGGCAAGGCACCGCCGAAGGGUGGUGGCGGUCGAGGUCGUGGCAAAGGCAAGGGUGACGGCAUGGCUGGUGAGGCACCGAAGCCGAAGCCAUGCUGGACCUGCGGUUCAACGGCGCAUCUGGCCAAGGACUGCCCGGUCGCAAAGAAGGCUGGCGCCUUGGGCGAGAUGGCCGAGCCGGAGCCGCCCGAGGGCCUGGGCGGCCUCUUCCUGGUGGCGCUCGACCUGUCGGCCGUGUCCUCGAGCAGCGAGACGGCGCGCUUCGGGGUCGACUCAGGCGCGGCGGCCACGGCGACCCCGCGCUCGCUGGGGACCGACCACCCGAUCACGGAGAAGACGUCGGGAGCGCAGUACCUCAGUGCGACGGGCGAGCCGAUCCGAGACAAGCAUCAGCGCAAGCUCAUGGUGCAGACUGGCGGUGCGUUGCGUGGCGUCAGGGCCCGGGUCACGGGCGUCGGGCGACCGCUGCUCUCGGUCUUCGACCUGGUGAAGAGCGGCCAUCGCGUGGUCUUCGAGCAGGACCAGCACGGCAACGACAUCAGCCACGCCGUCCACAUCGAGAGCGGCGAGACGGUCCGCUUCACGCGGCGGCAGCGUACGUGGGACCUGGACGCGAACAUCGCGCCAGCAAAGGAGGUCGCCCAGAUGUCCCAGACACUCGUGAAGGAGUUGCCGCUCUGCUCGGUCGAGGGUGGAGACGCCGUGGCAGGGGGCGACGGAGUUGGAAGUGCAAUCGAGCUCGAGGGUGGCGUCGAGGAGCGCCACGAGUCUCAGCCUGCUCCGGUGCGAGCACGACGCGGGCCGAAGGGACCUACUCAGGCAGAGCUCGAGCAACGCGAAGCAGCAGGUCACGCACCCUUCAGGGACUGGUGCAACUGCUGCCUGGCUGGGCGUGGCCGUGCUGAUGGUCACCCAGCGGACGCUCCAGGGAGAGCACAUGCUAUACCUACGUUCGCAGUGGACUACGGAAACCUUGUGAAGCGGGAGGAGGUGGAGUCGGGCCAGUCCGCGCUUCCCAUCCUUGUCGGCAUCGGCUCGGCCACCUCGCGGGUCAGCGCCGACGCCCCCCCGUCCAAGGGCAUCCAGCAUGAGCACAACGCGGUCCGCGCUUUCAGCCAGGUGGGGGCGACCGGCAACCCGAAGAUCAUCUACAAGUCUGAUGGUGAGGGUGCCUUCGUGGUGCUCAAGCGAGAGGCGACGAUCCGCCUCAGGAAUUUGAGGUUCGAGGUCGUGCCAGAGGAGGCGCCGGCCUACGAGAGUGCCAGCGACGGCCUUGCAGAGGUAGCAGUGAGGGAGGUCAAGGGCGUCGCACGGCGCAAGGGCAAGGCCUUCCGCAAGGUGCUGCCGCAUUUCGGUGAGAUCAUCGCGUUCCUCCCGAGUGCGAAGCGCGACGCCAACUUCGAGGAGCGCUGGGAGAUCGGAGUCUUCCUGGGCGCCAUCGAGAAGUCGAGCGAGAUGCUCGCCGGCUACGACUGCAGGGUCGUACGCGCGCGUUCGAUCAGGAGGAGGCCGCCGAGCCAGCGGGCCGACGCGGCCCUGUUGCUUUCGAGCAGGGGCGCGCCGUGGAUGCCGACCCCAGACAAGCCAGAGAACGUUCGCAUCCCGACGGUCAUCGACAAACCUCCUGUCGACCCUGCUGCGAAGCAGCCGAGGGUUGUGCCAGAGAAGGUCCCGGCUGAGCCUCGGAGCGUCUACAUUCGCAGGAACGCGGAGCUGGCCAAGUACGGUUUCACAGAUGGAUGCCCGGGCUGCCUCGCGGUUCGCGCUAACGCAGCAGCCAAGGCCCACGGCUCGGAGUGCCGUGGGCGCAUCCAGCAGGCCAUGGCGCACGAUCCGGAGCUCGCGCCCCGUGUCUUCGGAGCAGCGGCCCGCCAGUUGGAGGCUGCUGACAGGGCGCCUGUGCGCCAGGAGGGCGAGGGCUCCGGGUCACCGCCUCACGCUGCCAGCCCGGCCGAGGCGCCGAUGGAGAUCGAGCGACCUGGCCAACGAGAUGCUCCGCGUCGGGGCUCGCCCGCGGAGCUGCCGCAGGCUGCUGGGCCGAGCGGGCUCCUGCAGGCGCCGCCUGGAGCUGGGGAUGCCACGGGCGCGGACUCGCAGGAGCUCUGUGCGCUGCUGGCGGCUUUCGGCGACUGGAGGGUGGCCGUCAGCGAGCUGUACGGACCAGGGCGUUUCAUGUCUCGGUCGAGUGCCUUCGACUUCGAGCCCGGCACAGCCUACAACAUCAGGACCGGCUACGACUUUAGCCAGGUGGGCGACAGGCAGCGAGCGCAGGCUACGAUCGAGCUGGAGCAGCCGCUGCUGAUCACCGGCAGCCCGAUGCGCGCGCCAUGGUCGAUCCUGCAGGCCUUCAACGUGGUCCAGGGUGUGGGCGUCAACGCCAUCAUGGAGCGAGGCAUCGUUCACCUUGUCUUCUGUGCCGAGCGCUGCAAGGAGCAGAUCAAGGCUGGCCGCCUUGUCUUGCACGAGCAGCCAGCAUCAUCGCGGAGUUGGCGUCUCUGGAUGAUCCGAGAGAUCGCCGACAUGCCAGGAGUACACUACGUCGAGCGUGAUCAAUGUGCGUAUGGGUUGUGGUGCAAUGAUGUCAUCGGCCCAGCGCUGGUCAAGAAGCCUACGGGGUGGUUGCCCAACUCUGCCGUGAUUGCCCGGGAGCUGACGCGUCGGUUUCUUGGGUGUGUUCGGCAUUGCCAGACGGUCGGUCUAGGUCGGCGCGGCAUGCGCACCAUCGAGCGGUACCCGACGAAGCUUGUGGCUGCGGUGCUGCGUGGGCUGCAUCGUGAGGCGAUCGCCCGCGGCCAGCUGGGUGCGCGCUGGAGGCUGGGCCGCACCUCGACGAGCCGCAGGUCUGGGACGCCUACCCGGAGUACUACACGGAGAUCGUUGACAACAUCAGCGGGGCCGCCUGGGACCCCGAGCUCGCGGCAGCUUGCCGCAAGGAGGGAGAUGGAGUUCCUGCGCGGCCUGGGCGCCUACGUGCACGACGCCAAGCAGCACUGCCGCGAGGAGACCGGGCGCGACCCGGCGCCCAUGAUCUGGGUGGACGUCAACAAGGGUGACGACCGCAAGCCCAACGUCCGCUGCAGGCUGUGCGUGGCAGAGACACGUUACCGCACGAGCACGGAUUUGGGGGGCCCCUCGCAGACGUUCAGCGCGACACCCCCGUAUGAGGCACUCAGGACGUUGAUUUCUUUCUGCUGCUCGCCCAGGAACGCCGACGAGGACCAGCACGUCCCCAUGUUCCUGGACAUCGCGAGGGCUCACCAGCACUGCGAGAUGAAGCGGAAGUUGCGGGUGAAGCUGCCGUCGGAGGAUCCCCGCUCAGCUGGCCCCAACGUGCGCGGGUUGCCGGUCAGGUGUCUCUACGGCUGCCGCGACGCAGGCCAGGACUUAGAGCUGUUGGUCCGUGAGGCGCUGGAGGGCAAGAUGGGUUUCUCCUGUGGCGUCUGGUGCCCCUGCAUAUACCGCAGAGGCGACGGCAAGCUCGUGGCCUACGUCUACGGCGACAACUUCGCGCUGAAAGGGCUCCCGCACCGUGACGUGGAGCUCGAGGCGGACUCUCGCCACGCGCUCAUCAUGAUGCAGCAGUUGAACCUCUGGCGCGAGUCGAAGGCUCUCUACGCCAGCCUGGUCAUGCGAGCCAGCUAUCUCAGCGAGGACCGCCCAGACAUCAAGUGCGCAGUGAAGGAAGCAGCGAAGUGCAUGCACGGGCCGUGCGAGCACGGCAUGGAGCUAGUCAAGAGGAUCGCCAGGCAUCUCCUGGGCCGUCCCAGGCUGGUCCAGAGGUUCCGCCGCCAGCGUUGGUCAGGCGUGCUCAAGGGCUUCUCGGACAGCGACUUCGCGGGCUGCCUGGCGACCAGGAAGAGCACGAGCUGCGGAGUCUUCCAGCUGGGGGGCCGCAUGAUCAAGGUCUUCAGCGCGACUCAGGGCAGCGAGGCUCUCAGCUCAGGUGAUGCCGAGUGGUGCGCUCUAGCGCGCGCCGCGUCCUGUGGGGUGGGCCUGGUCUCGCUGACGCGCGACGUGGGGGCGGGGCGCAUCCGACACAUCGAGACGAAGACUUUGUGGCUCCGGCGCCAUGUGACCGAGCGUCGAUUCAUCCUUUCCAAGACGCUCGGCAAGGUCAAUGUAGCAGAUCCCGGCACAAAGCAUCUGGCGCAGAAGGAGCCAGAUGAGAUGCUGGGACUGCUUGGAGUUUUCGUGGCUACGGGCAAGUAUGGCCUCUCUCUCGCGGUCGCAGGCAACCUGCUUGAGCCUGAACUGGCUUGCGAUUCCGAGGGCAAAGAGGAG